GCGGCGCCAUUCCCGUCCGCAGCUGUCAAUCACCGAGUCCCAGUCAGUGAUUACUCGCCAGCACCUGGUGCUUCAUGCGAAUCUCCGAUGGGGGGGAGAACAAAACAGUUCUCCUCCCUGUCACCUCCUGCACAUUGCUUUGCAUGGUUGUACACAUCACAGCCAGUGAAGCAGUAACACAGGACACAAAGUAAAAUGGCACACAACACACAGUUAACCCUUUGAUCUUUCCACAUGUUAACCCCUUCCUGCCCAGUGCAAUUAGUACAGUAUCAGUGCUUUUUAUUAGCACUGAUCACUAUAUUGGUGUCAGGUGGGGAUGUCAGUGACACCAAGUCAGUUCCCCCCAGUGUCACAAUGCCCACCGCAGUCACACUAUAAGUCGCUGA
Staurois parvus is the source of this 389-nucleotide messenger RNA. The record is from the annotation of a GenBank genome assembly. NCBI's taxonomy places the organism in Eukaryota, Metazoa, Chordata, Amphibia, Anura, Ranidae.